Molecule: messenger RNA, 1807 nt
Organism: Humulus lupulus (European hop)
Lineage: Eukaryota; Viridiplantae; Streptophyta; Magnoliopsida; Rosales; Cannabaceae
Product: nuclear transcription factor Y subunit A-3-like
Exons: 7
Coding region: 402-1442 (346 amino acids)
Biological process (GO): regulation of transcription by RNA polymerase II
Cellular component (GO): CCAAT-binding factor complex
Molecular function (GO): RNA polymerase II cis-regulatory region sequence-specific DNA binding; DNA-binding transcription factor activity, RNA polymerase II-specific
Source: RefSeq, a predicted model, not a curated record
UUUUUUUUUUAUAUCCCAUGUUUUUAAACCAAAAAGCAAGAUUGAUUUUUAUUGAUAUAAUUUUGAAGAAGAAGAAGAACAUGAUGAAAGAAAUAAAUAAAUGAAAUGGAGAAGGUGGGAAGGUGGUGGAGCUGCCGGUGAGGACUGGUAAUGGUAGUUUUAGCUAGUGAGUUUAAAGCAAAAUAUAUUGUUUAAGGAGAUACCGCCUCAGACUUGGCACCAAAAGCCAAGUGACCAAGAGAGAGAGAGAAAGAGAGUGCUUUGAAGGGUUCAAGGAAGAAGAAGAAGAAGAAGACAUGCACAGUUCCGAGUCUGGCUCUUCAACGAUUCCCAUUACCUGUUUCGCCACACUUUAUUAAAUCCCAAACCAAGCUUAUGCUGUGGUCGGUUCCUGGUUGCCAAUGAGUGUUCAGCCUAAAUAUAAGAGUUUGCUUAAAGAAGAUUUCGGUGUUCGUUCUGUCCAGUCAGAAUCGCAAGUAUUUGUUGGUUGCUCAUCGUGGGAGGGUUCAACUGAGUCACAUGCCCAGCAAUCAUCUGUAUCCAAAAGUCUGAGCUUAAAUAUGGGAGUUCCAACACAACAUUUUCACAACACCAAGCAAUUGAUUUUCCAAUUUCAAGAUCAAGAUUCUUCCUCAACUCAAUCUACAGGUCAAUCUCACUCUGAAGUGGCUAGCAUGAAAGGAAACCUUUAUGGAAAUGACAUGAUUUCAACUCUAUCAGGGUAUAAUGAAACUCAGGGUAAGACUAUGGGAAGCCAUAUUAAGCAAGUCUCAUCAAUGGGAAAUCAGGACUUCGUCUUCCCCUCGCAACUCGACUAUGUUCAACCCAUUGCUCACAUUCCAUUCGGCUAUGGCGAGCCAUACUUUGGUGGUUUACUGGCUGCUGCGGCAUACGGGCCACAUGCUGUGGUUCACAAUUCCCAGGCUGUGGGGAUGGCUCCUGCUCGAAUGCCUUUGCCUUUUGAUCUUACAGAGGAUGAACCACCCAUUUACGUCAAUGCAAAACAGUACCGCGCAAUUCUUAGGAGGAGAAAGUUUCGAGCCAAGCUUGAAGCUCAGAACAAAUUUCUCAAAGUUCGAAAGCCAUAUCUUCAUGAAUCUAGGCACCUCCAUGCGCUGAAGAGGGCUAGAGGAUCUGGGGGACGCUUUUUGAACUCAAAGGAUGUCCAAGAAUCAAACCAUGCCCCCUCAGGACAUGGCCUUCAUGCUUCAAGCUCUGCUCGAAGUCAUUUGAAUAAUAAAAUGAAGGAAUCCGUAGUUCAACAACUGGAAAACUACAAAGAUGGUUCUUCUACCACGUCUUGCUCUGAAGUCACUAGUGCCUCUAACAGUGACGACGUUUUUCAGCAGCAGGACUUUUGGUUCUCUGGCUACCCUAUGCAUGGUCACGAUGUUGAUUCAUGCAGGGGUGUGAACCAACACCACAUCUCUACCCGUCGGUAAGAGAUUUUGCCUUCAACCGUUAACACGAGCAAUCUGUUUGGUGUUCGAAUCGAUUACAGGUGCUGGUGUUCCAAUGGGAAGUCAUCCUUGGCUCGUUACAGUUUACUUAACUUAGUGUUUAUUUCCAUGUGAGCUUAGCUUGUUGGCCUCAAAAAGACAUUUUGACGUUUAGCUAUGGUUUAAAGCUUUCUAGGACUUGGACCAAACGAACUUGCAUGUUUGUGAAAACUAUGAUUAUGAUCACCAGGAAAAAAACUGCUUUGUCUGUGAUCAUAAAUAAUGUUAGUCGAUGUGUUUUCGGAUUGAUCAUGAUCAUCCAUUCAAGGAAGUUUUCAAUUUACUUGAGGGAAAUUUCAGUUUCUAUA